Messenger RNA from Rattus rattus (black rat), 2676 nucleotides. It is a transcript of the gene Palm, whose product is annotated as paralemmin. Gene Ontology annotation, cellular component: membrane. Gene Ontology annotation, biological process: positive regulation of filopodium assembly; negative regulation of adenylate cyclase activity; regulation of cell shape. The coding region runs from base 164 to 1315 and encodes 383 amino acids. The record is from RefSeq and is a predicted model, not a curated record. Lineage: Eukaryota; Metazoa; Chordata; Mammalia; Rodentia; Muridae. The transcript has 9 exons.
CAGAAGCGGCGCGCACACGAGCCCACCCGGCCGCGCCCGGACAAUACCCGGCGCGCUGGGGACGAUGCCCGCCCCGGUGCCGCCCCCGCGCCGCACAGCCCCGGCCGCCAGGCCCUAGAGUCGGCCCUGCCCCGUGCUGCACCGCCCACGGACCUCGCGGGAGAUGGAGGUCCUGGCGACAGACACUGUGUCCCAGCAGGAGCGGCUUCAAGCCAUCGCUGAGAAGCGUAGGAAGCAGGCAGAGAUUGAGAGCAAGCGGAGACAACUGGAGGAUGACCGGAGACAGCUGCAGUACCUGAAGUCCAAGGCACUUCGGGAACGCUGGCUGCUGGAGGGGACCCCAUCCUCGGCCUCGGAGGGCGACGAGGACAUGAGGAAGCAGAUGCAGGAGGAUGAACAGAAAGCCCGGAGCCUGGAGGAGUCCAUCACCAGACUCGAGAAAGAAAUUGAUGUCCUGGAGUUCGGAGAGUCAGCCCCAGCUGCCCCAAAGGAGAACUCAGCGGCCCCCAGCCCCAUCCGGCCCCACUCUACAAGCCCCGCCAAGGAGGAGCAAAAGUCAGAAACCAUGGUGAACGCCCAGCAGACUCCACUGGGCACCCCAAAAGAGAAUCGCACGUCCACACCAGUGCGGAGUCCCGGGGGAUCCACGAUGAUGAAGGCAGCCAUGUAUUCGGUGGAGAUCACGGUGGAGAAGGACAAGGUGACCGGGGAGACCAGGGUGCUGUCCAGCACCACACUGCUCCCCCGGGACCCACUCCCUCAGGGCGUGAAAGUCUACGAGGACGAAACAAAAGUGGUCCAUGCCGUGGACGGCCUCUCUGAGAACGGAAUCCAGCCUCUAAGUUCCUCCGAGGUGGAUGAACUCAUUCACAAGGCCGAUGAGGUCACACUGAGCGAGGCCGGGUCCACAACUGGGCCAGCAGAGCCUCGGGGACUCGCAGAGGAUGUCACCAGGACCACACCAUCCAGAAGGGAGAUCACAGGAGUCGAGGCUCAGCCAGGAGAGGCCACGUCAGGCCCGCCAGGCAUCCAGCCCGGUCAGGAGCCCCCGGUCACCAUGGUCUUCAUGGGUUAUCAGAAUGUGGAAGAUGAAGCAGAGACCAAGAAGGUACUCGGCCUGCAGGACACCAUCAAGGCUGAACUGGUGGUGAUUGAAGACUCGGUCACCCCCAGGGAGCCUGCACCACUCAAUGGCAGCGCGGCUGAGCUCCCAGCCACCAAGGAGGAGAACCAGACGGGGCCCACGACCACACCCAGCGACACCCAAGAUCUUGACAUGAAGAAGCCUCGCUGUAGAUGCUGUUCUGUCAUGUGAGCCGUCGGGGCACCCCAGUCCCCGGUCCCUGUCCUAUGCUCCACACUCAAACCCAGCAGCCCGGCCCUCCUCGGCGCCUGCCCACCUUCACCCUCCGCCUCACAGGCCCCAGACACGUGUGUGGUCCCUAUGCACCUCGAGUCGCGGGUGGGGGGUGCUGUGCCCGUCACCACACUCCACACUCACCCCGCACCUCUGAGCCGUGUGUCAUCCCUUGGUGAGAGACAGGCUGACCCGUAUCAGCCCCUCUAAGAAUGGGGAUCCCCCCAGUCCAGGUCACAGCAGGUUUACACAGGUGGCUUAUGCCCACCAUGGUCCCAGCCUGGUGUCCCCUUGCCGCCCCAGGCCAGCCUGUCUGUGCCUUAUUGUUACUUUUGGGGAGUCUCCGAGGGGACCAGAAAGGCUCUCCCUGGCCAAGGCGCCAGCAGCCAAAUGUGGGCAAGUGAGAUGAGGCCACACUUCUUUGGGGACUCAACGUCCUAACAUGGAGGACGGGCACCUGUGGAUCCCCUCCAGUAGGUAGCGGAGCUCAAAACAGGAGAAGCCCUUCACUGGGGAUGGAACAGUCACCCACAAGAUGGAGUCAUUGUUGGUCAGCCAAGCCACUCCCUGUCCUAAGUGUCCCCUCCCCUCCAUGCACACACUGGGCCCUUCUUCCUGGUGCUAAUUUUGGGACCUUCGGGGUCACCUCUGCCCUCUUCUCUAGUUGGCUUGGACCAGGGUCCUGGGUUUCCCACAUACCCCCAUACCCCAGAAGUCAGUGGGUAUGUCUGCCGGCACUGCAAAGCCUAGCGUUUCCAGGCAGGAUUAGGUUGCUCCACACACACACCUUGGGUGGGAGUAAGGGAACCCCCCCACCUGCCACCUGGCCAGACGGGAGCCUGGCAGGGGGUCACCAACCUUCGGGCAGACAGGCAGCAGUAGCCACUUUGGUCCCCAGAGGCACAACCUUGCACACAGGCGCUGACUCAGCUUCAAAGGACCGCGCCCGGUCCAGGUCCCUUUCUUGGGACUCCAGCCUGGUGUGCAGCAGGGCGCAGGACCCCCUGCGGAGUCCCGUCACUACCCGCAGCUGCAGUAGGGCCUCAAGCAGAGGCCACGACGGGGUCUGUGUCCCGUCCUUCCCGUGGCCUGGAGGAGAGGCGCUCUUCACUGAGGGGUGACCCAUGGCCACGGCCAUGGUGCCCCUCCUCUUCCUCCUCCUCUGAUUCUGCCUGAGUUCCUCAAGCCCUGAGCCUCGGCUGAAGUGCCCUUGCUGCCCCCUUCUGCUUUUGACGUGUGACGAGGCCCCACCCUUCACCCCCAUGUUCUUGACUUUCCCAGAGAAACAAAUUAAAAAAAAAAAAAAAAAAGUGUGCAGA